Messenger RNA from Amphimedon queenslandica, 977 nucleotides. RefSeq lists its product as uncharacterized. Lineage: Eukaryota; Metazoa; Porifera; Demospongiae; Haplosclerida; Niphatidae. Gene Ontology annotation, cellular component: membrane. The transcript has 5 exons. Bases 55 to 942 code for a protein of 295 amino acids. The record is from RefSeq and is a predicted model, not a curated record. Gene Ontology annotation, biological process: cell communication.
GUUCUAUUUGAUUCAGCCCAAGACAAGAAUGUUAUUGUAAAGCCUGUACCUUUAAUGGUUCCUGUAGACAAUAUAGUUGAACUAUCUGAAGUAUUCCUGAUUAGAAUUAGUGCUACUAGCGCACAUGUUAAGAUUACAGGAGUUACAACUCAGCAACUCAUUGUUGACAGUGAGGAUGUUUUUAGAAUUGGUAUUAAAGAUAUUAAUAUCUCAGUAAUGGAAGGAGGGACACUAGUGCUAACUAUACAGCAGAUAGGAGAUGAGAGAGGGGGAGAAGCAAUUGGAGGUUUACCAGAAAACAAAAUACAACCAAUUGUAUUAAGACAUGAAGGAGGGAAUGCUACAAGAGGUGGCUUACAAUCUGAUUUCUCCUUUAAUCCUACUGUUCCUAAAUUAACCUACAGUGUUAAUAAUACACUGAAUGAUAUUACAUUCACUCCUAUCACUAGUAUUGAUGAUAAUAUCAUUGAAGGAAAUGAAACAAUAAGAGUCAUCAUAGUACCUGGUGGGGGAUCAAAUGACCCUAAUGACCAUAAUGUACAAGUAGAGCUGCAGUGGCAAACAGCUACAAUCACCAUCAUUGAUAAUGACUAUGGUGUGCUGUCAUUAGAGAGAGGAACAUAUGAUGUGAUUGAGAAUGAAGGAAGUGUAGAAAUAUGUGCUGUACUAACUGGAGGAGUAUUAUCAACUGAUACAGUAAUAACUCUACAAACUGAAGAUAACACUGCAGUAUGGAACAGUGACUAUAGUACUCGUGAAAUGCAUUCAAUACUAAAAGCAUUUGGAAGCAGGACAUGUGGCAGAUUUAAUAUCAUGAAUGAUGCUGUUAAAGAGGAACUGUAUCAGAACUUUAAAGUUGAAAUAGUCAAUGUUAAUCCACAGAACAGUGCAGUAGCAAUAGACAAGAAUCAAUCAAUUAUUAGGAUACGGGAUGAUGAUUAGUCUAUCAGCAAAAUGUCCUCAGACUUAAAACUUUA